Triticum turgidum subsp. durum (durum wheat) is the source of this 2607-nucleotide messenger RNA. NCBI's taxonomy places the organism in Eukaryota, Viridiplantae, Streptophyta, Magnoliopsida, Poales, Poaceae. The record is from the annotation of a GenBank genome assembly.
AUGAGAGGAGGCCCGAGAUGCGCGCUCCUGCUCCUCGUGGCCGCCGCGGCGCUUGUCCCCGCGGCGCGGGCGCAGGGGGCGACCGCGCCCGCGCCCUCGGCGGGGGCCCCGUUCGUGCCGCGGGACGACAUCCUGCUCGACUGCGGCGCCACGGGGAAGGGGAACGACACGGACGGCCGCCAGUGGGACGGCGACGCCGGGUCCAAGUACGCGCCGCCCAACCUCGCCUCGGCCAGCGCCGGGGCGCAGGACCCCUCCGUGCCGCAGGUGCCCUACCUCACCGCGCGGGUCUCGGCGGCGCCCUUCACCUACUCCUUCCCGCUCGGCCCCGGCCGCAAGUUCCUCAGGCUGCACUUCUACCCGGCCAACUACUCCAACCGCGACGCCGCCGACGCCUUCUUCUCCGUCUCCGUCCCGGCCGCCAAGGUCACGCUCCUCUCCAACUUCAGCGCCUACCAGACCACCACGGCGCUCAACUUCGCCUACAUCGUGCGCGAGUUCUCCGUCAACGUCACCGGCCAGAACCUCGACCUCACCUUCACCCCGGAGAAGGGCCACCCCAACGCCUACGCCUUCAUCAACGGCAUCGAGGUCGUCUCCUCCCCUGACCUCUUUGGCAUCGCCACGCCGCAAUUCGUCACCGGUGAUGGCAACAGCCAGCCAUACGAGAUGGAUCCUGCUGCUGCUCUGCAGACCAUGUAUCGGCUCAACGUCGGAGGCCAGGCCAUCUCCCCUUCCAAGGACUCCGGCGGGGCUCGGUCAUGGGACGACGACACGCCUUACAUCUAUGGUGCAGGGGCUGGGGUAUCGUACCAGAACGAUCCCAAUGUCACAAUCAUCUACCCUGACAAUGUGCCGGGAUAUGUGGCACCUUCGGAUGUCUACGCCACCGCGCGAUCAAUGGGGCCAGACAAGGGUGUAAACAUGGCCUACAAUCUCACCUGGAUAUUGCAGGUGGAUGCUGGGUACCAAUACCUUGUGAGGCUCCAUUUCUGUGAGAUACAAUCCCCAUUUACUAAACCCAAUCAGCGGGUGUUCAACAUCUACCUCAACAACCAGACUGCCAUUGAAGGUGCUGAUGUGAUCCAGUGGGCGGAUCCCAAUGGUAUUGGUACCCCAGUGUACAAGGACUAUGUGGUGAGCACUGUGGGUUCUGGGAUUUUGGAUUUCUGGGUGGCUCUACACCCAGAUGCAGAGACGAAGCCACAGUACUAUGAUGCUAUUCUCAAUGGGAUGGAGGUGUUCAAGCUGCAACUUACUAAUGGGAGCCUCGUGGGGCUCAAUCCUGUCCCAAGUGCUGAUCCACCAGCGCAUAGCGGGUCAGGAGACAAGAAAUCUAAAGUCGCGCCUAUUGUUGGUGGAGUAAUUGGAGGUUUGGCAGUGCUUGCGCUUGGAUAUUGCUGCUUCAUCUGCAAGCGUCGGAGGAAAGCGGCCAAGGCUAGCGGCAUGAGUGACGGCCAUUCUGGUUGGCUGCCAUUGUCGCUGUAUGGCCAUUCACACACUUCAAGCUCAGCCAAGUCGCAUGCUACAGGGAGUUAUGCUUCAUCUUUGCCGUCCAACCUGUGCCGCCAUUUCUCCUUUGCAGAGAUCAAGGCCGCAACCAAAAACUUUGAUGAGUCACGGAUCCUUGGCGUUGGUGGGUUCGGUAAAGUCUACCAUGGAGAGAUUGACGGGGGCACAACUAAGGUGGCUAUCAAGCGUGGCAAUCCCUUGUCUGAGCAGGGCAUACAUGAGUUCCAGACUGAAAUUGAAAUGUUGUCAAAGCUCCGGCACCGUCAUCUUGUGUCGCUGAUUGGUUACUGCGAGGAGAAGAACGAGAUGAUCCUGGUCUAUGACUACAUGGCUCAUGGAACUCUGCGUGAGCACCUAUACAAGACCCAGAAUGCACCGCUUAGCUGGAGGCAGCGUUUGGAGAUCUGCAUCGGUGCAGCUCGUGGGCUUCACUACCUUCACACCGGUGCAAAGCACACCAUUAUCCACCGUGAUGUGAAGACGACAAACAUCCUCCUGGAUGAGAAAUGGGUUGCCAAGGUUUCAGAUUUUGGUUAUCUAGAUCCUGAAUAUUUCCGCAGGCAGCAGCUCACUGAGAAAUCUGAUGUGUAUUCGUUUGGCGUGGUGCUGUUCGAGGUCCUUUGUGCUCGGCCUGCCUUGAACCCCACUCUUGCAAAGGAAGAAGUUAGCUUGGCAGAGUGGGCACUGCACUGCCAAAAGAAGGGAAUUCUUGAUCAGAUUGUUGAUCCCUACCUGAAGGGAAAGAUUGUUCCGCAGUGCUUCAAGAAGUUUGCCGAGACGGCUGAGAAGUGUGUUGCCGACAAUGGCAUCGAGCGCCCUUCGAUGGGAGAUGUGCUUUGGAACUUGGAGUUUGCUCUUCAGAUGCAGGAAAGCGCGGAGGAGAGUGGAAGCAUUGGGUGCGGGAUGUCAGAUGAGGGCACUCCCCUCGUGAUGGUUGGAAAGAAGGAUCCCAAUGACCCAUCAAUUGAUUCCAGCACCACUACGACCACAACAACUUCCCUAAGCAUGGGUGACCAAAGUGUCGCGAGCAUCGAUUCGGAUGGGCUGACGCCGAGCGCGGUGUUCUCACAGAUCAUGAACCCCAAGGGGCGGUGA